CUCUGCUGCUCUCUGGUUCCACUCUCUGACUCUUUGUGAUGAGGUUCUGCAGCUGGUUCCGGAGGGCCGUCUUCAUUCUGCUGCUCCUUGUUCAGCCUGGUACCGCUCAGGAUGAGGAGGGGAUUCCCAUCCCGGAUCACGGCUUCUGCCGGCCCAUCUCCAUCCCGCUCUGCACAGACCUGGCCUACAACCAGACCAUCAUGCCCAACCUGCUGGGUCACACCAACCAGGAGGACGCUGGGCUGGAGGUCCACCAGUUCUACCCACUGGUCCAGGUCCAGUGCUCCACGGAGCUGCGGUUCUUCCUGUGCUCCAUGUAUGCUCCGGUGUGUACGGUUCUGGACCGGGCCAUCCCACCCUGCAGGUCUCUGUGUGAACGGGCUCGGCAGGGCUGCGAGGUUCUGAUGAACAAGUUCGGCUUCCAGUGGCCCGAGAGGCUGCGCUGCCAGAACUUCCCGCUCCACGGAGCUGGAGAGAUCUGUGUGGGUCAGAACACGAGUGGCUCUGAAGGUUCUGCCUCUGAUCUGAUCCCGGCCACGCUGCCUUCCUCCACCUGGACCCGGCCGCCCUUCUCUUGCCCCCAGCAGCUCCAGGUGCCCCCCUUCCUCCUGUACCACUUCCUGGGGGUAAAGGACUGUGGAGCUCCAUGUGAGAGCUCCAGACCCGGUGGGCUGAUGUUCUUCAGUAAGGAGGAGAUAAAGUUCAGCCGGUUCUGGGUCGGGAUCUGGUCGGUUCUGUGCUGCGUCAGCUCCCUCUUCACGGUUCUGACGUAUCUGCUGGACUCCAGGCGGUUCUGUUACCCAGAGAGACCCGUCAUCUUCAUGUCCGGCUGCUACUUCAUGGUGGGUCUGGUCCACAGCACCGGGGCUCUGCUGGAGGACCGGGUGGUGUGUGGGGACCGGUUCCAGGACCACGGAUACAGGAUGGUGGUCCAGGGAACCAGGAAGGAGGACUGCACCGUCCUCUUCAUCAUCCUCUACUUCUUCAUCAUGGCCGCCUCCAUGUGGUGGGUCAUCCUGUGCCUCAGCUGGUUCCUGUCUGCUGGGAUGAAGUGGGGACAUGAGGCCAUCGAGGUCCACUCACAGUACUUCCACCUGGCAGCCUGGGCGGUACCGGCGCUGAAGACCAGCACGGUCCUGGUGAUGGGGCAGGUGGAGGGGGAUCUUCUCACUGGGGUCUGCUUCGUAGGAAUCUCCAACCUGGACUCUCUUCAAGCCUUCGUCCUGACUCCGCUCUUCAUCUACCUCCUCAUCGGUGCCUCCUUCCUGCUGGCCGGCUUCGUGUCGGCGUUCCACAUCCGAUCCGUCGUGAAGCAGGACGGCACCGGGACGGAGAAGAUGGAGAAGCUGAUGGUGAGGAUGGGCGGGUUUGGAGUGCUCUAUGUGGUCCCUGCUGUCCUCGUCCUCUCCUGUCUCCUCUAUGAGACGGCGUUCCGGUCUCGUUGGGAGACCGCGUGGCUCCUGAAGACCUGCAAACACUUUGGUGUUCCGUGUCCAGGAGGAAAUCCGCCUCCUUCCAGACCAAACGUCCUCCUGGUCCUGAUGAAGACCUUGAUGAUGCUGAUGGUGGGGGUCACGUCUGGACUCUGGAUCUGGUCCAGGAAGACGCUUCAGCUGUGGCGUCGCUUUUUCCACGGCUGAAGCUUUUCUUCCUGAAAGGAUUCGGGCCGAUCCGGAAGAUUCCAGGAAAAUCUUUAGUUUGUCUUCACUCCAGCAGCUUUAAAUCUGUCGUGUUUAGCAACAAAACAACAAACGUGCUGAGGAAUGUUGUUAAAUUUUAAAUGAAACAAUCUCACCUCAGAUUAAAGUGAAUAAUCUUCAUUUCGAACAUGAGAGAUUAAACGGUUUAAGUGCUGAAUUGAUUUUGUCGGAAUUAUGAAGCUGAUUUGUUUUUUUUUUACAAUAAAAUAAUUAUUUAUUUUUCAGAGCAACAGAAUAAAUC
Nothobranchius furzeri (turquoise killifish) is the source of this 1941-nucleotide messenger RNA. RefSeq names its product frizzled-7-like. Gene Ontology annotation, molecular function: Wnt-protein binding; Wnt receptor activity. Lineage: Eukaryota; Metazoa; Chordata; Actinopteri; Cyprinodontiformes; Nothobranchiidae. Gene Ontology annotation, cellular component: plasma membrane. The record is from RefSeq and is a predicted model, not a curated record. Gene Ontology annotation, biological process: canonical Wnt signaling pathway; non-canonical Wnt signaling pathway.